This is a messenger RNA of Phymastichus coffea, 2786 nucleotides long. It is a transcript of the gene Atet, whose product is annotated as ATP-binding cassette subfamily G member 4-like. Lineage: Eukaryota; Metazoa; Arthropoda; Insecta; Hymenoptera; Eulophidae. Gene Ontology annotation, molecular function: ATP hydrolysis activity; ABC-type transporter activity; ATP binding. The coding region runs from base 345 to 2639 and encodes 764 amino acids. The transcript is spliced from 12 exons. The record is from RefSeq and is a predicted model, not a curated record. Gene Ontology annotation, cellular component: plasma membrane.
CAGUCUCAGCUGCUGCAGGCAGCCUGCCGUCGCUGUCGCUCGCUGCCGCCGUCGCCGCAGCUGUCACCGUCGCUGCAGCGUGAACGCGCACAGCCGGGCCGACCUCCUCGUUCUUCGCCUACCUUCGUUUCGGCGGGAGCUUGCGUGCGCGUGUGGUCGUUACAGUGCGCGUAGGUGCGCGCGACGUUCGGCAAACGACCGCCUGCUGCCGACUCAAUUGGAAAAUUGCGCCGCGUUGUGCAUCGAGGACUGGCGAGAGGACUUGGCGGGGCAUGAGUUUGGAGUCCGCGAUAAGGCACGCUCGUUGUCAAGCUGUCGCCUGGAACUCUACGUGGCGGUAGAGGAUGGCGGACCUGAAGAAUCUUACGGUUGGCUCCGGCGCUGGCUCGCGUUACAAUGGUGACGAGCAGGUGCAAUUCAUACCGAGCGGUAGUCAUCAGGUGACCAUUCGUUCUCCACCACCCACGACCAUUGGCUUUGAGAAUCUCAACAAUGUCCUACUUGGAGGCUCGCAGAACAAUCUGCACUGUGCGUGCAACGGCUCGGCGACCGCAGCGACGACCAACGGUAGCUGCAACAGCAGCGUGCUGGCGCGCAAAGUGCCGAACCACAGCCCGGGUCAGCCGUCGAAGAAGCCAGCGGUCGCGUUGACUCACCUGCCCAAGAGGCCGCCCGUCGAUAUUGAGUUUAAGGAUCUUGCCUACAGCGUUUCCGAGGGCAGACAAAGAGGCUACAAGACUAUACUAAAAUGCGUGCAAGGAAAAUUCAGAUCUGGAGAACUAACUGCCAUAAUGGGCCCUUCCGGCGCCGGGAAGAGUACGCUCAUGAACGUUCUCGCUGGAUACAAAACGUCAAAUUUAAGCGGUUCAGUUUUGAUCAACGGAAAAGACCGAAAUCUGCGAAGGUUUCGCAAAAUGUCCUGCUACAUCAUGCAGGACGAUCGACUUCUGCCACACCUGACCGUCUUGGAGGCGAUGACGGUUUCCGCGAAUCUCAAACUCGGCAAGGACAUCAGCGCGUCCGCCAAAAAAGUUGUGAUCGAGGAGAUCAUCGAAACGCUCGGCCUAAGCGACGCGAGUAAUACGCAAACCCAUUGCCUGAGCGGCGGCCAAAGAAAGAGACUGUCGAUCGCCUUGGAAUUGGUCAACAAUCCGCCAGUUAUGUUCUUUGACGAGCCUACCUCCGGCCUCGACAGCUCUUCCUGCUUCCAGUGCCUCAACUUACUCAAGUCCUUGAGCAGAGGAGGUAGAACGAUCAUUUGUACGAUUCAUCAGCCGAGCGCGAGACUGUUCGAGAUGUUCGAUCACCUGUAUCUGCUGGCGGAAGGUCAGUGCAUCUACCAGGGCAACGUGAGCGGCUUGGUGCCCUUCUUGUCGUCGAUGGGCCUCGAUUGCCCGAGCUACCACAAUCCCGCCGAUUACGUCAUGGAAGUAGCAUGCGGCGAGCACGGCGAGUGCGUGCACAAACUGGUCUGCGCGGUGAACAACGGCAAGUGCAAUAACUACCGCAGUUACCAGGCAGCCUUGAACGCCGCCAAUUCCGUGGUAUCCAACGACAUUGCCAAAGUGUCGACGCCGCAGGAAGAUAAGGAAUUGCCAAGCAACGGCAGCAAUGGCAAAUCGACAGUAGUGGCAGUUCAGCCCGAAAUGGCAAGUCUCCUGCCGAACGGAGUCGCUAAGCCUCCAGCUGCCACUGUCACGUCGAGUAAUGGCAAUGGCUCGACUGUACUGAAUAUACCUGUAUCGUGCACAACUUCGUUACUCGACAGUGCCGAGAGUAUCGAGCAAAAGGUCGGUUUUCCCACCAGCGGAUGGUCGCAGUUCUGGAUAUUACUUAAAAGGACUUUCCUCUCGCAGAUGAGGGAUAUGACGUUGACGAGGGUCAGACUGAUUUCACACAUAAUCGUUGGCUUUCUAAUCGGUGCAAUUUACUACGACAUCGGCGACGACGCCUCGAAGGCAAUGAGCAACGCCGGUUGUGUCUUUUUUACCGUCAUGUUCAUCAUGUUCACAGCCAUGAUGCCAACCAUACUCACCUUUCCUAUGGAGAUGGGUGUUUUCGUGCGAGAACACUUGAAUUAUUGGUACUCACUGAAGGCAUUUUACCUGGCGAGGACCUUGGCCGACAUACCAUUUCAAAUGGUGUACUCGAUAGCUUAUGUGCUGAUAGUGUACUUCAUGACGUCACAGCCGCUGGAAACCGAGCGGUUCAUGAUGUAUCUGAACAUUUGCAUUUUGACAUCAUUGGUCGCCCAGUCGAUCGGUUUACUGAUCGGCGCAGCGAUGAGCGUCGAGACGGGUGUAUUCAUCGGUCCGGUGACGUCGGUGCCGAUAGUGCUGUUCUCGGGCUUCUUCAUCAACUUCAGCGCGAUGCCGUAUUACCUCAAGUUCCUGCCCUACGUGUCGUACAUGAGAUACGGCUUCGAGGGGGCGAUGAUCACCGUGUACGGCUACGACCGCCAGCCGCUCAAGUGCAGCGAGGACUUCUGCCUGUACAAGAAGCCCAGGAAGUUCCUCAUGGACAUGUCGAUGGAUCACGCCGUCUACUGGAUCGACGCCACCGCGCUCAUCGGCAUCCUCAUCGGCGUGCGCAUCAUCGCCUACUUCGUGCUCAGGCUGAAGCUGCGCUCGCUGCGCUAAGCGCCAGCAGCUCGUCCAUCGCCACCACCGACAAUAAUAACGCGUUGCGAUCUCCGACUCGCUGCCGUUGCGAGACCGAGCUCCUCCAUUCGUGGCCGACCGCCGCGGCAGACGCUCGCGGAUUCUCUUUUGCGUUCUCGGUGCCAA